CGACCAGACUCCACUCAGCAUCGCUUUUCGUGUCUGUGUCUCUUAGUUUGUCUCGUUUAUUGAUUUGUGGGGUUUUUUUCAUUUGGAAAAAGCUGCUGGCUUCCGUCGCUGGGUUUUAUUUGACAAAGGCGGGAUGCAGAGUUUUUGAGACUUUCUCUGGGAGUUUUUUUAAGAGUUGUUUUUCUUUUUCUUUUUUUAAACCAUGGCGUGUGGAGGAAACGGCAUGUCCGAUGAGAGGAUAGGGGAAGCACUGAUCAAGGAGGUCAUAGAGGAGGAGCUGAAGGACGUACCCUCAGAGGACGUCCCACCCCUCACUCCACUGGCUGUGGAAGUGCAGACUGAGCAGGAACAGAAGGUGGUUAGCCAGCUGAGCAAAAUGGUCCGCAUCAUUGGUGACAGAGUGCAGGGUGACACGGAGCUCCAAGAUGCAAUAGAUGGGGUGGCACAAUGCUCUGGUUCCAAGUGGGACAGAUUUAUGGAAGUGGCACACCAAGUGAUUGAACAUGGGAUCACCUGGGAGAAGAUCGCUGUGCUCUUCUAUGUUGCUGGCAGGCUGGCUGUCCGGAUGGUGGAAGCUCAUCUCCCUCAGUCGGUGAGGGAGAUCCUGAUGUGGACUGUGGAUUUCUUCAAAAACAACCUCCUGAGCUGGAUUCGGGAACAUGGAGGAUGGAUCAACAGUUUCUCAGAACUGGCGAUGGCUUCCAUGCAGAGCAUUUCAUUCAUGAGCUCUCAGAGAGUGUCGCUUGUCAUCAUCUUCAUUGCCGGCCUGGCUCUUGGAAGCUUCAUCACCUGGAAACUGACCAGAUGAUUCUUGAGGCACACGUGCACACUCACAUACACACCAUAAUGAUAAGACUGUAAUUUUUUUACCUGAGGGUUUAUCAUUCUGUCCAGAUGCCAUCAUGUCCUGAUCACUUGAUAAGAUGGUAAAAUGGUUUAAACAUAUGCUUGUAAAUGGGUCUCACACAAACACUCCACUUUUCUACUUUUCUAAUGUUAUCUAUGCAAAACAUGAAAACUUGAAAGAGACAACCCUGUGUCAAAGAUAGUCACAUAUUUUCAUAAUCAUCAAAGACGUACCGUAUCAUGUUAAAGAGAUACUCUGCUUUCAGAGUAAUUAUGAGACUGAAACGGGUUUAAUCAUUCCUCCUUUUCAUACUGGCCAUUAGUAAUGUGUGUUAUCACAGUUAUAUCUGCAGCACUGCAGUUAAUCCAGUCAUAACAAUUAACAUUCUGAUUAACAGCUGAUGGAUUGCGGGUGUGUGUGUGUGUGUGUGUGUAUAUAUAUAUAUAUAUAUAUAUAUAUAUAUUAUAUAUAUAUAUGAGGAAAUCAUUAAUUGAACUCAGUUGAACACGAAUUAGAUUCUGUGUUUGGAUGCUGCACUCAUUAUGAUUUAUUAUUUAUCCUGGGCAGCAGCCAAAUGUUAUUAUGAGCUUUUAAACCUUUUGUGUUUAGGAAGAAGAAUUUAAAUGUCAGACUGUUUUCAGGCUGUUGUGGAAAAACCUGCUGCCAUUUUCAUUUAACUUAAAAAAACUUUUACUUUAAACAAAUGUUUGUUUAUCUAAAAACAGCCUUCUUCUGUGUAAUAUGUAACCAUAUCACCACAUGUAUUAUCCCACAGAGAAAUAAUAGUGUGAUCGGGGGUCUCUAAAUGGUGGAAAAUUAUUGGUUUUGAUGGGUGGUGGGUGAAUGAUUCACACAUAUAUGUGGAUCAGUGGCGAUUGCUCCCUUUUUGAUUGACAGCGAAAUUAGCGAAUCAGCGAUCUUGAAGUAUAAGCAUCCACCGGAGCAGUUUUCUAAUUUUUCAUUCCGUUGUUCGGAGUUGAUCUGGAGAUGUCACUGAUCCUCAGCGACUUUGUCUUUGUUAAAAACAACUAGUGUUAUGUUUGGCGAUUCUCUUCUGUCACUCUGCGAAUUUACAUUUAAAUAAACGGACACAUUUUAUGAUGUAGGCCGAAAAUGAGCUUCCCCUCCUUAUAAGACCAGCAACCACCCACUGAUGUGGGUACAGAUGACAUAAGAGCCGCACAUCACUACUGGCCAUUAAGAAAUCCCCUCCUAAUGUACUUUCAGUGUAGUUUUCUUUAAACCACGCCAGUAGAAAUGUCUGAGCAGUGAAAUCCAUUUAUGAGUGGAAGUACAUUUACUUUUAUUGAAUAGAUUUAGUACUUCCCUACUGCACUGAAGCUUUAGUGCUGUUCCUCACUUGUUGCUUUGGAUAAAAGCAUCUGCCAAAUGAAUAAAUGUAAAUUUACUAACAGAUACUGUCAUGAAACCAGACAUGAAAAUUGCAUGGUUUAUUGGAUUGUCGCCAUUUGUUUUUUAUUCUUUUGUCUUUUUAGUCUUUGGAACGUGGUCCUGUUAAAGUGGUAAAAUCAUGGUGCAAAUAUGAAUGCCUACAAGAAUCCCUUUAUUCAACUGUUUUAGGGGUUUGUCAGUUUAUUUGCACAAACACAACAGUUAUUUGUGACUACUGCCUUAAUGCAGUCUCUGUCUUGAUGCCAUGUCCUGAUAUAUGAAGUCCAGACAAUAUCCAAUGAAGGAACCUUAGAACUCGUUCGUGAGUGAACGGUCAAUUUUCACCAAAGAUGGAGACAAAAAUAAAAAACAAGGGUAUUGCAGGACUGCCACCUUAAAGCCUCAAUCUGUCAGAUUUAUAUUUAAAGUGAAAGAGUGCUCCUUUGUUCUGGCAAUUUUAUAGCAAUAGCAGUUAAAUAUAUGAACCGAGUUUACAUCAGUGCUGUUUUGAAUUCAUGUAAUUAUUCAGUGUUAAUGUUUUGUCAUUUUGUAAGAGAAAAAAAACAGACUAAGAACAGAAUUAACAUUGCUUUAUUUUCUCAAAAGUAGUAGCUAACGUAAACAGCAAUAUUUCUUAAAUCACUUUUAUGGAAUAUAAUUGAUUAUUGAAAUAUAAAAUAAAUAAAAGAAACAAAAACAGCAUUGUUCUGAACAGAUCACUAAUAUAGACUGAUUUUGUAAUGAUGGAAAUGUACAACAGAUGGAAUAAACUGAUUUACCCCACCCCC
This is a messenger RNA of Seriola aureovittata, 3027 nucleotides long. Its product is annotated as apoptosis regulator BAX-like. The transcript is spliced from 6 exons. Bases 203 to 808 code for a protein of 201 amino acids. The record is from RefSeq and is a predicted model, not a curated record. Gene Ontology annotation, biological process: extrinsic apoptotic signaling pathway in absence of ligand; intrinsic apoptotic signaling pathway in response to DNA damage; mitochondrial fusion. Gene Ontology annotation, cellular component: mitochondrial outer membrane. Lineage: Eukaryota; Metazoa; Chordata; Actinopteri; Carangiformes; Carangidae. Gene Ontology annotation, molecular function: channel activity; protein homodimerization activity; protein heterodimerization activity.